Molecule: messenger RNA, 1061 nt
Organism: Corythoichthys intestinalis (scribbled pipefish)
Lineage: Eukaryota; Metazoa; Chordata; Actinopteri; Syngnathiformes; Syngnathidae
Product: ADP-ribosylation factor-like protein 5B
Exons: 6
Coding region: 333-872 (179 amino acids)
Biological process (GO): intracellular protein transport; protein localization to Golgi membrane; vesicle-mediated transport
Cellular component (GO): cytoplasm; trans-Golgi network
Molecular function (GO): GTP binding; GTPase activity
Source: RefSeq, a predicted model, not a curated record
UAUGUGGCUUGUUUUCUCUCGAGCCGGCCCAUUUGAAGAACUGGGGGCUGACUAUCGUGGAACAGCUAACGGCGUCGAGUCUUCCGCACAUACCUCAACUCUCUCGACGCUUAAGACGCUUCCAAAACCCCGACUUGUCUUACGCCGCGGCUGGAUACAUUUUUCGAUGUCUCCGGGGACGCAUGGAGGCCACGUCGGGGAAAAGUCGCAGUGUUCUCGUAGCUUAGCUUAGCCGCCGUGCGGACUUUUAGCUCGGAACCGACCGACGGAUGUAAGAAACAAAGAAGAGAGGUACACUCAGACUUUGGCGUCUUUUUUUCUCUCUCCAAACAAUGGGCCUUAUUUUCGCUAAACUGUGGAGCUUCUUCUGUAACCAAGAGCACAAGGUGAUCAUCGUCGGCUUGGACAAUGCUGGCAAGACCACCAUCCUCUACCAAUUCCUGAUGAAUGAGGUGGUCCACACGUCGCCCACCAUCGGCAGCAACGUGGAGGAGAUCGUUGUGAAAAACACGCACUUCCUCAUGUGGGACAUCGGCGGCCAGGAGUCACUCAGAGCCUCCUGGAACACUUACUACUCCAACACGGAGUUUGUGAUCCUUGUGGUGGACAGCACAGACAGAGAGCGCCUCGUCAUCUCCAAAGAGGAACUCUACAGGAUGCUAGCGCACGAGGACCUCCGCAAAGCCGCCGUGCUGAUCUUCGCCAACAAACAGGACAUGAAAGACUGCAUGUCGGCCGCCGAGAUCUCCAAAAACAUGACGCUGAGCUCCAUCAAAGACCACCCUUGGCACAUACAGUCCUGCUGCGCCCUCACCGGGGAAGGCUUGUGUCAAGGACUUGAGUGGAUGACAUCACGAGCCGGACUCAGAUAGCAGGACGUUGAGGUGUUUCCAUUUUUAUACUUUUGGAUUAUUAUUGUGGCGCACGCUGACUUCACAAAGACAACAUGGACGCCCUUUUUAGCAAUUUAGUUUUUUUUUUUUUUUUUUUUUUUUUCAUCUCCGCUGACGUGUUCAGAGACAAAAACACGGAAGUUUUUUUUUUUUUUUUUUUUUUUUUUU